AUGACGGUCAACGUUGAUUCUUACAAGUAUCUUUCAGGAUUUGGAAACCAUUUCUCGUCUGAAGCGCUAGAGGGAGCUCUACCGCAAGGUCAGAAUACUCCCCAGAAAUGUCCUUACGGACUAUACGCUGAGCAGUUAUCUGGAACUGCUUUUACGGUGGAUCGACAACAUAACCAACGCAGUUGGCUCUACCGCAUCCGUCCUUCCGUAGGCCACUCGCCCUACGUAUUUUACAAAAGACUUCAUCCUGACUUUGCAUCUUCCGAAAUGCGAUACAUCCCCAAUCAGCUUCGAUGGAGUCCGUUUCCGUUACCAGCAGACGACAAUCCGGUUGAUUUUCUUGACGGUUUGGUGACAAUCGCAGGUGCCGGAGAUCCGACUGUGAGAAACGGCUUGGCAAUACAUAUCUACACUUGUAACAAAAGUAUGGAGAAGAGGGCAAUGUAUAACUCUGACGGCGACUUUUUGAUUGUCCCUCAGACGGGAAGGCUAGAUAUUACAACAGAGUUUGGUAAAAUGUUGGUGGAGCCGUUGGAGAUAGUCGUGAUUCCAAGAGGAAUUAAAUUUUCCGUGCGUCUUCCACAGACACAUGCGCGUGGUUAUAUUUUAGAAGUGUUUGGCAAUCAUUUUGAAUUGCCUGACUUGGGACCAAUAGGCGCAAAUGGCUUGGCGAAUCCGAGAGAUUUUUUAACCCCAGAAGCUGCAUUCGAAGAUAAAGGCGAAGCGUGGCAAAUGUAUAAUAAAUAUGCUGGACAAUUUUUUGCAGCAAUUCAGGAUCAUUCUCCGUUCAACGUAGUCGCGUGGCAUGGAAACUAUGUUCCGUAUACGUACGAUCUCAGAAAAUUCAACGCCGUGAAUUCUGUAACGUUCGAUCAUAUGGAUCCAUCAAUAUUCACAGUCCUUACAUCCAAAUCUGCUUUCCCCGGCACAGCAAUAGCGGAUUUUGUCAUAUUCCCUCCGCGGUGGGCAGUACAGGAACAUACGUUUCGCCCUCCAUAUUUUCACCGUAAUUGUAUGGCUGAAUUCAUGGGUUUAAUUACUGGUGAAUAUGAAGCUAAGGCUAAAGGAUUUCUACCCGGUGGUGCAAGUCUUAUGACGCCUCAUGGCCCAGAUGCUACUACUUUUGAAAAGGCAAGUAAUGAGAAACUGGUACCUACUCGCGUUGCUGAUAAUACGAUGGCAUUCAUGUUUGAAUCUUCCUUGAUGCUUGGAACAACACAAUGGGCAUUGUCGACGGAAGUAUUACAAAAUGAUUACGAACAAGUAUGGAAUGGAUUGAAGAGUCAUUUCAGGACGAAUAAGUGA
Paraglomus occultum is the source of this 1305-nucleotide messenger RNA. Lineage: Eukaryota; Fungi; Glomeromycota; Glomeromycetes; Paraglomerales; Paraglomeraceae. The record is from the annotation of a GenBank genome assembly.